This is a messenger RNA of Lathyrus sativus (Indian pea), 804 nucleotides long. The record is from the annotation of a GenBank genome assembly. Lineage: Eukaryota; Viridiplantae; Streptophyta; Magnoliopsida; Fabales; Fabaceae.
AUGGCUAUGCAACCGUUCGAUCCGUAUUACAUGUACCAGCCAGAUGAACGGAGCAACAUAAACACGCUCUUCGUCUCCGGUCUCCCAGACGACGUGAAGGCGCGUGAGAUUCACAACCUCUUCCGCCGCCGCCCUGGCUUUGACUCUUGCCAACUCAAGUAUACCGGCCGUGCUAACCAGGUUGUUGCAUUUGCUACGUUUUUCAAUAAUCAAGCAGCAAUGGCAGCGUUGCACGACCUAAAUGGUGUGAAAUUUGAUCCUCAAUCUGGGUCCGUCUUACAUAUUGAACUUGCCCGAUCAAACUCUUGGAGGAAGCGAAAAGGUGGUGGAGCCUACGUGGUUAUAGAUAAAAGGUCCAAAGGGGAAGCCAAUGUUCAGGGAGCCUCUAGUGAUGAUGGUGAAAGUGAUGCUGAUGAACCAUCAGAAAAUGGAAGCAACCAUGGGGAUAUAGCAACCACCCAAAGUGGCGAUGCUGUUGUUGGUUCUGACAAUCGUGUACCUGGAGCAAGGGAGCAACAUGGAAAGGGUGGUGGUGAUGUAGGACCAUGUUCCACUCUUUUUAUUGCAAAUCUUGGUCCAAACUGCACUGAGGAUGAAUUAAAGCAAGCUUUUUCUGUGCAUGCUGGAUUCAACUUGGUCAAAAUGCGUUCAAGAGGAGGAAUGCCUGUAGCAUUUGCUGAUUUUGAGGAAGUUGAUCAAGCUGUUAAGGUCAUGGAAGAGCUUCAGGGAACCACGCUUCCAUCAUCAGAUCGGGGUGGCAUGCACAUAGAAUAUGCAAGGUCUAGAAUGAGGAAGAAGCGGUAG